AUGUCGUUUAAAUUUGAUUCAAAUGAACUAUCUCGAGCAGGAACAUUUCUUGGGCCAUCCAACUUAACUUUAUUUACUCUUGUGGUUGUUUUUAUUUGCUUAAGUAUGUUUUUAUCAAUCAUCAAUGAUAAUUUUCGUGUAGCAAGAGAAAAAGUCACGGAAGAUUCCGAGGUACUGUCAUAUUCCGUCAACAAAUUUCUUCGAUGGACAGGAAUACGAAAACGACCAGAAUGGGAAAUUCAAGAAGAAAGAGACCAAAAAAUACGUGGUCAAUACUUAUACACAGUGGAUGCAUUACCAUUGAGAACAGAACAAUUGGUUAAUCAAAUUAAUCGAAUGUGUUUUAACCAACCGACAUCAACCAUACAAGACAAAUGUAUUGCUUUAUUUGUUGUAUUAUGUCAUAAUACCAUUACACCGGGUAUCGACAGCCAAACGUCACGAUACCCUAAUACUGAUCAACGAACGAACACCGGUAUCGAUACCAGCCCGUUCUAUCCGCGGCCCGAUACUCAAAUAAGUUUAAAUGCACAGUUAAUUGCAUAUAAUAUUAUCGAAGCGUUAGUAAUGGCUGAAGAUAUGAAAGGUCGCAUUUCAGUUCCGUAUGACAAAAACUCGGCAUUGCGAAUUCUUCAGGUUGGCUAUUCUUAUCUCAUAUGUAUUCUUCAAUUAUUUUUCUUUCAAUAUCGACCGAUUGUUGACAUUAUCAACAAUUAUUUUGAUAAUGCUUAA
Messenger RNA from Adineta ricciae, 732 nucleotides. The record is from the annotation of a GenBank genome assembly. Lineage: Eukaryota; Metazoa; Rotifera; Eurotatoria; Adinetida; Adinetidae.